AUGGUGGAGAAAGAGAUCGACAUGAGCCAGGGGCAGCCGAGGAGGCCGCAGCAGGCCGAGGACCUGCAGCACGCGCAGGAGCAGCCCGUCAAGUACGGCGACAUGCUGGACGUGUCAGGCGAGCUGGCCCAGCGGCGCGUGGCUCCGAGGGACGCCGCGCUGCUGCAGGCCGCGGAGCACGCGGGCCACGUGGGCAAGGCCCAGAUCACGGGCCCCGUCGCCGACGCCGGUGCCACCGUCAUCGAGGCCGAGCUCGCGGGCCGCCGCGUCGUCACCGAGUCCAUCGGCGGGCAGGUGGUGGCGAAGAUGGUGACCCCGGCGCCGGUGGCGAUGACGGACCCGCCGGGCGCGCUGGACAAGGACGCCGUCACGAUCGGCCGCGCGCUGGAGGCCGUGGUCGCGAUGGAGGGGGACAGGACGGUCGACCAGAGCGACGCGGCGGCCAUCCAGGUCGCGGAGACGUGCGCCACGGGGUCCCACGCCACCAUCCCCGGAGGGGUGGCCGCGGCGGCGCAGUCAGCGGCUGAUCAGAACGCCCUCGCCUUGCGCGACGAGGACAAGGUCAAGCUCCGGAACGUCCUCUCGAACGCGAGGGAGAGGCUGCCGGCGGACAAGGGGGCGACGCGGGAGGACGUCGAGAGGGUGGUGUCCGCGGAGAUACGGAACAAGCUGGACAUGACGACCACGCCGGGCGGCGUGGCGGACGCGGUGACUACAGCGGCCCGGCUCAACCAGGAGCGCCCAAGGCCAUAG
Miscanthus lutarioriparius is the source of this 753-nucleotide messenger RNA. The record is from the annotation of a GenBank genome assembly. NCBI's taxonomy places the organism in Eukaryota, Viridiplantae, Streptophyta, Magnoliopsida, Poales, Poaceae.